UGGCAAAUUGCGAGCCGCCUUCCCUCCUCAAAGUGUGGAGCAGGAGCGCGGAGGAGCUCGACGACCGCGGCGCCUCCUCCGCCACCAAACUCCUGGGGCUCCGCGGGGGCUUGGGGCCACCUCCUCCUGAGCCUGGAGGAGCCGUCUCCCGAUAGGUUCCAGCCAGACUCCCCCCACCCCACCCUUUUUCUUUCUUCUUCCUUAAAACACACACACACACACACACACACACACGCACACGCGCACGCACACACACACAUUUUUUUCCUGGCUUCGGAACUCAGACUGCUGCAGCCCGAACCUCUCCAGGGCUCAGCUCUUCGGAGCUUCCCAUUCCUCCGGCUGCGAGAAAGGACGCGCGCCCUGCGUAGGGCGAAGAAGAGAAGCAAAACUUGUCGGAAGGGUUUCGGCAUCAGCCUCUUUCCUGCAAACCUAAACCUCCUGCCGGGGCCAUCCCGAGACUGAGGAAAGUUCCUGCGGAGCCGACCAUCCCUAGUGGAUCUGGAGCUGGCAGCGGCGCAGGCUGUGGAAUACGAUCUGUUUUGAACCCAGUGGAGCGCAUCGAGGGGGCUCGGAAGUCACCGUCUGCGGGCACCCGGGUGGCUUGUUGUUCAGUAUCGGGUGAGGGCUGCGAGGGUGGCAAGUUGCAAAGAAAACCCGGGAGGUCCGGAGAGGGCUGCGCUCCUGCUGGCGCUCGCGUCUUCCCCUCCUCGGCUUCCUGCUGUAAAAUCCCAGCGAAAUUUACAAAGGCCUCUGGGUCCCGCCGAGACCGAUCCGCAGCGCUUGACCCGGUCGCCCCAAACGCUUCGGGAGCCCCAGAGCACCGGCGAAGGACUGGCGGGCGGGGUAGGGAGGUGGCGGCGGCGGCAUGGCGAGGUUCCCGAGGGCCGACCUGGCCGCCGCAGGAGUUGUGCUACUUUGCCACUUCUUCCUGGACCAGUUUCAGUUCGCCGAAGGGAAGCCCGGAGACCACAUCCAUGAUUGGCAGUAUGGAGUUGCUCAGGCCUUCCCUCACACAGAGGAGGAGGUGGAAGUCAAUUCACACACAUACAGCCACAGGUGGAAAAGAAGCUUGGACUUUCUCAAGGCGGUAGACACAAACCGAGCAAGCGUCGGCCAAGACUCUCCUGAGCCCAGAAGCUUCACAGACCUGCUGUUAGACGAUGGGCAGGACAAUAACACCCAGAUUGAGGAGGAUACAGACCACAAUUACUAUAUAUCUCGGAUAUAUGGUCCAUCUGAUUCUGCCAGCCGGGAUUUGUGGGUGAAUAUAGACCAAAUGGAAAAAGAUAAAGUGAAGAUUCAUGGAAUAUUGUCCAAUACUCAUCGGCAAGCUGCAAGAGUGAAUCUGUCCUUCGAUUUUCCAUUUUAUGGCCACUUCCUACGUGAAAUCACUGUGGCAACCGGGGGUUUCAUAUACACUGGAGAAGUUGUACAUCGAAUGCUAACAGCCACACAGUACAUAGCACCUUUAAUGGCAAAUUUCGAUCCCAGUGUAUCCAGAAAUUCAACUGUCAGAUAUUUUGAUAAUGGCACAGCACUUGUGGUCCAGUGGGACCACGUACAUCUCCAGGAUAAUUAUAACCUGGGAAGCUUCACGUUCCAGGCAACCCUGCUCAUGGAUGGACGCAUCAUCUUCGGAUACAAAGAAAUUCCCGUCUUGGUCACACAGAUAAGUUCAACCAAUCACCCAGUGAAAGUCGGACUGUCCGAUGCAUUUGUCGUCGUUCACAGGAUCCAACAAAUUCCCAAUGUUCGAAGAAGAACAAUUUAUGAAUACCACCGAGUAGAGCUACAAAUGUCAAAAAUUACCAACAUUUCAGCUGUGGAGAUGACCCCACUACCUACGUGUCUCCAGUUUAACAGAUGCGGCCCCUGUGUGUCUUCUCAGAUUGGCUUCAACUGCAGUUGGUGUAGUAAACUUCAAAGAUGUUCCAGUGGAUUUGAUCGUCAUCGGCAGGACUGGGUGGACAGUGGAUGCCCUGAAGAGUCAAAGGAGAAGAUGUGUGAGAAUACAGAACCAGCGGAAGCUUCUUCUCCAACCACCACAAUCGUACGAGCCACAACCACCCAGUUCAGGGUCUUAACCACCACCAGAAGAGCAGUGACUUCCCAGCUCCCUACCAGCCUCCCGACAGAAGAUGAUACCAAGAUAGCACUACAUCUAAAAGACAAUGGAGCUUCUACAGAUGACAGUGCAGCUGAGAAGAAAGGGGGAAGCCUCCACGCUGGCCUCAUUGUUGGAAUUCUCAUCCUGGUCCUCAUUAUAGCCACAGCCAUCCUUGUGACAGUCUAUAUGUAUCACCAUCCAACAUCAGCAGCCAGCAUCUUCUUUAUUGAGAGACGCCCAAGCCGAUGGCCUGCAAUGAAGUUUAGAAGAGGUUCUGGACAUCCUGCCUAUGCUGAAGUUGAACCAGUUGGAGAGAAAGAAGGUUUUAUUGUAUCAGAGCAGUGCUAAAAUUUCUAGGACAGAACAGCACCAGUACUGGUUUACAGGUGUUAAGACUAAUAUUUUGCCUAUACCUUUAAGACAAACAAACAAACAAACACACACACAAACAAGCUCUAAGCUGCUGUAGCCUGAAGAAGACAAGAUUUCUGGACAAGCCCAGCCCAGGAAGGGUAAACAAAAAACUAAAACUUAUACAAGAUACCAUUUACACUGAACAUAGAAUCCCUAAUGGAAUGUCAUCUAUAGUUCACUUGGAACAUCUCCUGUGGACUUAUCUGAAGUAUGACAAGAUUGUAAUGCUUUUGGCUUAGGUGCAGGGUUGCAAAAGGAUCAGGAAAAAAAUCAUAAUAAAGCUUUAGUUCAUGAGGGAUCGACACUUUUGAUUCAGAUGUUCUCUGAUGUCUCAAAGAUAACAGUUUUCCAAAGCCUGAACCUUUUCACUCGAAAGAGCAAUGAUGAAUGUUUGAAGAUUGCUAAGAAAAACAGCUCAUGCAGGAGUGAAAACAAACACAAAUAAGAGAUUUUCUGUAUUUUCAAAACAAAUCUGUGGCAAAAGGAUGUUGUUUUUCUAGAUCUUUCUGUAUCAACAAGUUCAUGACUUUACACGAUGAAUCCUUUUAUUGAUACAGGAGGUUCAGACUAUGUCUGUCUCUUCCUUGGUAAUGGGUGACCUUUCUAUGAGCUGUGACAAAAUUUCCAAGCUUUUAGCUAAGGAUUUUGGAAGAGGGAAUGGGAAACAGGGCUUUCUGUACUCCCGCCUCAGUAAAAACAUCUGAUUUAUGCUUUAUGGAAGCCUUGCCUCCAUUCCCCAACUGAGAAGUCCCAUGAAACCACAGUUGCUCUGGGCUGACGGAAACAAAAAGAAACAAUAUGAAGAGUUCCUUAAUCAUUUUUGAAACAAAAAUGUUAAGGGAUUUUAAACUUAUGGUUAUUUUUAAUUUUUUGCCGUUUCUGUACUAAAGACCCAUUUCAUUGCCGAUUCCUGUCUCAGAAGCCAUUCACGUCAGCAUGGCGAUAAAAAGAAUGAAAACCCCUGCUGAAUCAUCAGUAAUUUUCUUUAAAGCACAUAGUAGUUACAUAAAUAUAUAUAUAUAAAUAUAUUUUUGUUUAUAACUAACACAAGGCAGGAUCUUGUGACUCUAAGAGUGCAUUUUGCCAUCAAGACAAAACAGAUGCAAGAUGCAUUGCUGCAUUACUUCCAUAGAGUUGUAAAAUAAUCCUUAAUAUUAGAAUAUUUUUCUGUCACUUAGCAAAAGUGGUUCAGUCAUUGCCGCACCCAUUAUGUUCUUGACUAUUUGAUCCACUUUUUCAUUCAUGUCAACCCCUUCCCUCUCUGGCUAAAGUGGAUGCAGAAAGCCCCUUACAUGGAGCUAUCUAUUGCCCUGGAAUCACAAUCCUGACUUUGAAGAUUCCCAUGAAUGAAGAAAGGAAAGGCAUCCCUUGAGAUGGAAAGUGGGUAAUAUGUAUACUGAGCUCCUAAAGUCCAAAUUCAGGUACUGAGUGUACAGCUUCACCAACAUCCCAACCAGUGAAACGUUUACACUCUGUGCCAAGAAACUGUUGGCUUUUGAAGGUACAGUGUUCAACAUUUGCAGAUUCAGGUCUCAAGAAGCAGAGAUGUUUCAUAAACAGCGUUUUCCUAGCAGCUUAGCAUCUGUACACAUCUGUCUUGGACAUGAGUCCAUUCACAGAGUACCAUACUUUAUCAUCACGAGUGUCUGACCUGAACCAAUGCCAUUUUCUAUUCCAUAUAUAUUGCUUUAUGAUUUUAAGUAUUUGAUGAAAGUGGUAAUUUUUUCCUAACCAACUUAGUUAAUUAUUGCAAAAAGAACAUUGAAAAGUAAGGUGACGGAAGGAUUGUGAUGACAAUCUUUGCAGCAGCUAUGUUUGGUUUAGUUGAAGUAUCCCCGCUUAUUCUUGUGGAAUAGGUUUGGUCAGACAGCAAUAACCAAAUGACUUGCCAAUAUGACUGGUGCAACUGGUAUUCUACAAAUGCAUACAGAACACAAAGACGACUUCCUUUUAGGAUAAAAUGAUGCUGCUUCAACUGGCUUUUUUGGUAGCCAUGGCUUCCAAUAGCAACUGAUUGACAGUUAUAGAAAUCUUGCAGGCUUAUCCUUAGUUUGUGUCCAUUAAGUACUACUUAAUUCUUACAUGGUAAUGUUAUUCUUAUACGCUUCAGCGUUCAUCUUCUAUUUUGAUUGAAAACAAUUGAUAGUUCUGUAAAAAAGUACAAGCCCUGAAUUGUUCAGUGAACCAAAAGCACCAAAUAAUAGAUAAAACUUUCUGGAACUAGAGUGUGGGAAAACUUCUUAACAGAACUAACAGUUAAAGGUAGUGAGAAAUGUGUGGUAUAUGAAUUCUUUAGUGGUAAGGGGAAAUGUUGGCUAAAUACCUUUCUUUCAUGAAACUUUCAUUCUAUUUUAUAUUUCUGGUUUAUUCUUGUGCCCAUUUGAGAAAACAGAUACACAAUUUCUGAAAAUUCAAAAUGGCCAUCAAUGCUUUGGACUUUACAUAUGUUAUGUAUUAGAGAAGAUGCAGGUGUACAUUACUUAAUAUACGAUGAACAUAGCAGAGAGAAAAAUAAUAAUGAAAAACAUAAAAAUAGCAGAGACACAACUUCUGGAGAAAUCAGAUAAAUGGUGCUACAGAGGAACUUAGUUAUUUCAGUUUAAUUAUUUGUAAAAAAAAAUCAAUAAUCAGUGAUUAGGUAAAGAUACUGAAAGUCAAGAAAAAUAUCUUGACCUAUUUAUGUCUACUGUUCCAUUAGUGGAACACUAGUCUUGUGGGAGUUAUUUAUAUCCUGCUCAAGGUCAUCACCAAGGUCUGAUUACAAAAAUUGAAGAAAUUACCACCUCAGGCAUAAAUGGGUUAAGUCCAACAGAUGGCACUGACCAUAAAUGGUGGAUUGUAUGUGAAAGGUUUGGACUUCAAGAUAUACCAACACCUAGAAAACUAAGGGGAAAGUGCAAUUGAUCCCCAAUUACUAUUUUAGUUUGAAGUAUCAAGGGUAUUUGUUAAUCUUUCACAUGUAGCUUCUAGAAUUGUGCUGUCCAACAUGUCCACUAGCCAGUGUGGCUUUUGAAAUUAAAAUUAAAUUUAAAACAUAAUCCUUCAGUCACACCAGUCACAUUUCAAGAGCUCAAUAGCCACACCUGGAUUGUGGCUAACAUAUUGAAUAAGAAGAAACACUUACAUGGUUGAAGAAAAAUUUAAUGAACAAUUCUGGAGAGGUGUUACCUUCGAAUUCCUUAUCCUUGAAGAAAAGAGAAGAGGAGGAAAGAAAAAAGAUUUGGCAGCUCUUGGGCAUAUCCAAGCAUUUUUUGAUCUUAGAGAGGCCCCAUCGAGUAAUGAAAAAACUAUAGCUGACACAGCUUUGAGUCCCCACUGUGUUAUCUUGGGAAAAUCACUUCAACCUCCAUGAGUCUCAAUUUGCAAUUCUGGAAAAGAAAAACAUUUUUUUCCUGUCUUUCUUGCAAGAUUAUUAUGCAACCUGAUUAAAUGUACAGAAGUACCAAUUCUUAAAAACCUUAUGUCAAUGUAACCCACAUAAAGUACAUCUACUAGUCCAGUACCAGCACACAUUUGCACUCAAAGGAAGAAUAGUUCAUCAGUCUAAAACGCAUUCAAAGACAAUCAGUCCAUCACCUAUCUUGAGAAAGUGCCAAAACAAAAUGCAUUCAAAACACAAAGCAAAAUUGCUUCAGUUUCUUUUCUGCCCAUCUGAAUUCCUGCUCUAGUAUUUGUCCCACAUGACAUCCAUCCCAUCUCUUUCUCCAGUCCUAUGCCAGCAUUGCCUGUGAAUAUCCUUCAACUGCCUCAGUUCUUUAUUGCAUAGACUCACUUAGCUUCUCUAGUUUCUUAUGAUUUCCCAUUUUACACCUAACAGCAAAGGGAGGCUUCUAUUUAGAAGGCAAUGUCUCAAACAUAAGUAAUUUCAUAUUUAUUUUAUCACUAUAACAUUAAUGUAAGAAGCUAUGGCAUUAAAAUAUAAAAAUAUUUGGAACAAUGUAAACCUUUGCACAUGCAGACUAUAUAAAAGGAAUGAACUUAUUUUAAAUUAUGCUAAUAUCCAGAUACAUAUUCUAAGGUUAGUCUUAUUUAUCAGUUUUUGGCAGUAAAUUCUGAUGUUACAUCUUCAUGAAUGAGUAUAAAUUUGAUCAUGUCCCUAGUGUCUGUUGCCCACUUGAGAAAAGGUUUUGCUAGAAUCCACGGACUGGUUCAAGAUGCUCUCAUUCCAUGAUAGAAAAUUAAUAUUUAAAUAAGACUAAUAGAAAACUAUAUUCUCUGGUCAUAAUUUCUUCCUCCUGUGAAAUGUUCUUUUAGUUUGUAUUUGUUUAGGUAUUUUCCAGGUGUUUUUUUACAAUGUGUUACACUAAAUUCCAUAGGGUUACUCCUGCUUUUACUUUACCACCUCCAACCCCACAUUUGCCGUCAGCAUCAUAUGCCAUAAUCACAGGAGAUGCAGCCUAGACAACAUAGUGAAAUUCCAUCUCUAUUGAAUAUAUACAUUUAUAUAUAUAUACACAUUUAUAUAUAUAUAUAAAUGUAUCCCCUCUAUCGAAUAUAUAUAAAUGUAUGUAUAUUCAAUGGAGAAGAUAUGAAUUAUGUCAUAUAUUUUAUUAUAUAUAUAUGUAAAUUAGACAGGCAUGGUUGCCCAUGCCUGUAGUCCCAGCUACUCUGGAGGCUGAAGCAGAAGGAUUGAUUGAGCCCAGGAGUUAGAGGCUCUUGUAAAUUACGAUUGUGCCACUGCACUCCAGCCUGAGCAACAGAGCAAAACUCAUCUCUAAAUAAAAAAAGAAUCGUGAGACAUCAUGUAAUCAAACCUCUUAAUGUUACAGAUAAGUAAACUGAGGCCCAAAGAGGUACAGUAAUAGUCUCAGUGUCAAUAAACUGGGUCUUGAACUUAAAUGUUUGUUUCAAUUCUCAUUGCCUACAUCUCUUAAAUGUCAGCACUUAAGGCCACCCAAGCAGCUUAGAUAGCACAGUCCACUCAAUGCUAACUGUAUUUGGUUUAUUGACUAUCUGCUCUGUCCUGUAACAGAAUAUUAGCUCCAUCUUUCUCUAUCUUGUUGCUGACUUCAGAAGGCCACUAUUGUUAUAACAUCGAGAUUUCAAACCCUAGCCAUUGUGGGGUCUCUGUUGGGAUUUGAAUUUCUCUUUUCUCCACCCCUGCCCCCAUCUGUGGCUAUCUAAGUUAACAAUACAAUUUAUUUUGGCCAUGUAAAAUUUUUCUGCCUUUGUUUUAUUUCUUCCCAAAUGUAUCUGAAAAUGAAUGAUCUGUACAGCUGAUUUUCUGACCAGAUAUAUAAAUGCAAUUUUUAUUUGCUCUUCAAACUAUUACAACAUGUUUGUCCUUAGAAGAGUUUUUGGGCAGGUAGUGCAAGGUCUGUGGUGUUAGCUUUUAUAUGCUCCUAUUACCUUAUGUUUGUGAAGCAUGUUAUAUUUUACAGGGCACUUUGAUUCAUCUCCGUAUUUCUUCAUUUAUUUAACUGCUCAAUUCACUGAAAUUUUGUUGAACACCUACUGGAACCAUACAAGUAGUGAGAGUCCAGGCAUGUAACUGAUCAUUAUAAUACAUUAAAAUCCUCAAACCAUGCUUUGCAAGUAGGUAGGAUCAAUAAUACUCUAUCAAUUUUCAACUCCAAUUUUCUAUUCUACUUAGAAAGGGAACUAGAAAGUGUUUGCCUGAAGAAUGUGUCUGAAACCUAAUACAUCACUGCAUGUCUGUGUUGUUUGUUCUGUUGGAAAGGAUCUGUUAAUUUUAUUUAUGAGAAGAAAAGUUACUCAGAAUUCUCCCUGACCUAGGAAGGCUUUCUAGUUCACUGCAGUCUUACUGACCAGAUGCAACAGUUGAAGUUUGAUUUCUUGAACCAAUAUUUCUAUGGGCUUUUGAAUUAUUAAUAUCACUGUUUUGAGGUAUUCAGAAACACCAGUGUAUCAAAAAGGCAUUUGCACUUUAUGUGUGUGUGGUGGUUAUGUCCUUUAUUAGACCAUCCCAGAUAUAAGACAAUCAGGGAAAUCAGAAAACUCCAGCCUCAAAUGUGUCUAUAAUUUCCUGUUCUACCACUGUCAUAUAAUAACAUGAUAUUACUUCCUAAGGUUUUGAUUAAGUUGAUCUUCUAGCCUCAACUUAAAUUUUAAUACAUCUGCCUAAUUAUUGCCUGGAAUAACUUUUCAGCCAUCUAAUGCCCAUUGCUCUCACAAUAAUUAUUAUAGAGAAGUAAGAUGGUAAUUAUUCAAGUAAAAUCACAUAAUUUCUGGAAUCAGUUUUUCAUAACAAGUGUAUAGAAUACAUCAUUAUUGGCUUCUCCAUAAUAUGUUUAUUAUGAAUGACCAAAUUAUACCUAGAGGAGCAAAAUGCUCAAACUUGUUAUUAUAGGUUAAUUUCCAGCUCACUGUUGACACUGAAAGAUUCUGUGUUACUUUAAAUCCAGGAUAAAAGGCUGGAAAAAAAUUAAAUGCACGUCAUAAACUGGUACUCAUCUUUUUCUAGUUUCUAAGGCUUAUUAACAUUUGCAGAUUAAUAAAUGUCUUUCAUAAUGGAAUAACAUAAAAAUUUUUGACUUUGAAGAUGAUGAUAUUUUAUUUAUUUUCAUUCUGUUUGAAAAACACUCAAUGACUUCUCUUCAUUCCACCAGAAUUUUGACCUUUAACAUCAGUCUCUCUUUUUCCCAACAUUACAAAUAUAUGUAUAUAUAUAAAAUUCAUGACCAAAGUAUCGCUUACUGACCAUGCAGCUGUAAACCUUCUGUGCCUAUCGAACAAAUACAUAGCAUGAAACUCAUUUUAGAAGUUUCAUGGGGGAAUUUUAGGGGGAAGUAUGAACCUAAGAGUGGGUGAAUGGAGAUGAUUCAUGGAAAAAAAUAAAGAUUGAAAUGUGCUAUUAAGUAAAGUUAUUCUCAGCAAUCUGCAAAUAAAUAUUCAUUGAUAAGCAGCUCAAAUUUUGGUCACUCAGACAUGCAGACACUGGGGCACAUAUUCUGCAAGUGAUGCUGAGACCCAUGACAUAGAGAAAGUGAAGAUACGCCCAGCGAGUCUCAAGUGCAGCCAUCACCCCUCCGUACCUCUGCUGUGGCAUUCAUCCAAACAUCAUGGAGGCCUUUGCCCUAAAUAAUUAUGUGACUUGCCCUAGAGAAUUAGUGAAUGACCAAAAAGAGACUUUCCAUUUAUCUUCCUUCUACUUAAAAGGCAUGAAAAUGAGACAAUAAAUAAAUAAAUAAAAUACUUUUCUGGAAGAAAGGAUAAGAGAUGGCCCUUUUCUUUCUGGGCCCAGAGCUGCAUUUCUCUGAGGUUUGACCAUCUCAGGGCUCAGACAGACUCAAGUGCUAUUUUCUGGACAUUUGUGGUGAAGCCUCAGCCACCAUGUUCAAGGUCAUUUGAAUGAAAACAUACUCAGAUUGUCAGAUUUAUAGUAGGGAAAUAACUCUAAUUAAGCAUCCUGCAGCUGGCUCCUAUGAAAAUAACAUUAAGCAACAACAUCAGAGCUUCACUGGCAAAGUAAGGUUAAAAUCAUUUUAGGGAAAUCAGUGAAGUCUCUUUAGAAACAGACAUCUUGUGUAUGCUGUAGCCCGGUCUUGGGGCCCUCACAGAGAAGAGGGGGAGGUUUUUUCAUUGGUUGGUGAAAACAAAUCUCUCAUUUGCCUGAUUUGAGGCAUUUGAACAGUGCCUGGAGAGUACAUUAUUUUCAGGGGAAAAAAGGAGAGAGCCUUUUUUACAUGCCAGCUGGGAUCAUGGGAACUUCAAAUGCCAGGAAUUUACUACUGUUUCUGGUAAUUCUGUUUGUCGCUAUUUGAAAUGUUGAAGUGUGAAAAGAGAAGAAGUUGGGCACUUUGAAGGGGCUUUCUAUAUUGUAUGCCAGUUGCACCAGCAUGCAGAAUAUUUGUAAUGCAUUCAGAGUGGAUAUAAUUGCACCCUUUGUCAGAAUCACAACAGUCUCUGAGGUGCUGCUACAAGAGAACACUGAGGAAAAUCUGACCCUAUGAACCCAGUCAACCCCAAACAAAAGGAAUGACUGUGUGUGUGAGUGUAGCACAUGGCCAGUUCAUUUCUCACUGUUUUGGAAAGUUGUGUAUGCCAAAUCAAGGACGUGUCUUUCAGGUGAAGGUGAAUUUUCCAAAGCUUAUUAAAAUAGAACUUGGAAAACCAAGCAUUUUGAAUUGAUUCCAGUCCUCUGGGCAUCAUUCCUACUUCUUCUGCCAUGUCAAGGAGAAAUUCCAAGCCUGCAUUCUGCCAUGCUAAAAUAGCAAGCCCGUACAUCCCGAUGACCUUCUGUUGAACAUACCUGAGCCUGCAAAUGUUAAAAUGAUUGUAUCUAAAUUUGCACUAAUGGUGUCUGAGAGCAAAGAGAGUGUGACCUCUAUUGGAAACCUUUGUUCAAAUUCAAUAAUUCAGAGAUGCUACAUACUACUGCAAGCUUCCUGAUUAUGUUCACUGUAAUAUUAAUGAUCUAAGUUUGAAUGUGUUUUAUAGUUCAUUAAUUUGACAUCCAUCUUUUACCUGGGGAUUAUUACGAUUGCAAUAAUUCAUUCAUGUUUUCUUCACACAGCUUCUUAAACCAAGUUUUUCUGCAAGUCUUUCAGUUCUGCUUACAGUGUGUGGGAAAUCUGAUUUUUUCCCUCUAGUAAUAAUUUGAUAAGAAAUCCAGUGUAUUGACUGCCUCAGUGACACAAUUCAUCUUUAAAGGUGUGGAAGCUGGUAGGGACCAAAUGUUACUUGUGUUUUCGCUGUUGACUGCUAUUUUCAGAAGUAAACCAUGUUUUUCACUUACAAUAGGAGUCAACAAAUUUGGGGUUUUAGAAGUGGGAGAAGGGAGCUAUUUGUGUAAUACUGCUGUCAUAUUUGACUACAUAUUAAAAACAAUAAAUGAGCAUUUUGUUUUAAUUUCUUAAAUACCUUGUCUUUCAACAUAUUUUUUUUGUUUCCUUUCUUCCAUUAGCGUUCAAAAUGUUUUACCUAUUGUGGAAGAAAUUCUGUGUGCAGAAUUCAGAGGCACAAGGCUGAUGGCAUAAUAGAAAAUUCUUUUGCUUUAUACCCACCCCAGUGUGGGAACUGAUACUAGGUAGAGUGAGCUGUAGAAAACAAAGAUUUCAGGAUGCCAUAGCAUGUGGGCAUGGGGUGGAGACUUCUUCCCCCACCCCAACCGCCGUGCCAAACUAUUCCAGUCUCCUGGAUCAGACAGAUGGGAUUUUAGCUGCUGCUUUAAAUCCUAGUGCUGAAAUGAGUCAAGGUGCUUCAGCUCAGCUCUUGCCUCUGUCACUAAUCUUGCUUUAUGAACUCCUUUGAUUAUCAAAAUAUGUUCCAGAAGGUCCUCUAUUAUUCCAUCCUUCUUCCAAACUAGAAAUGAUUGUAUCUGAUUCUCAGGAUAUUUUGGAUGUGUGCCUCAGGUAAUUGAUGUGGAAUGUGUAAAGUGAGAUGUCUCCAAUUCUGAAUAUUCCCUCCCUGUUUCCUAAUCCUCCACUCUUGACUACCUUUGUAACAGCACCAGGUAACACACAGACCUGAACCCACACCCAAGAAGCACACACACAAUGACUGGAGCUGUGGGGAAUUCCAGUCAGUGGCAUUCCCUGAGCAAUGGCUCUGUACAAUUCAAUUAUAAUUUUUUAAAAAUCUUACCUCUGUAUAGAUCUUUUGGACUGUAUUGAUUAAACUUUGAUAUUGUGUAGUAAAUUCAGAAGUGCAAUUUUAAA
Callithrix jacchus (white-tufted-ear marmoset) is the source of this 12144-nucleotide messenger RNA. It is a transcript of the gene PLXDC2, whose product is annotated as plexin domain containing 2. NCBI's taxonomy places the organism in Eukaryota, Metazoa, Chordata, Mammalia, Primates, Cebidae. The record is from RefSeq and is a predicted model, not a curated record.